AUCGUGUUGUUUGUCAUCAAAAACGUCAAAAACGUACGACGAAAUUUGGAAAACGUAAAACGUGUGAUACUACUAAAAAUGUGUCCGAUUACAUAGUGGUUAAAGUAACUAACAAAAAUGGCACGCCAUCGCAAUGUGCGUAAUAGAAGUUAUUCCGACGAUUACGAUUAUGACGAUCUCUACGGGCAUUCCGUAGAGGAUGAAAGCUGUUUGUCUCCGAGCGAUACUGAACAGUGGAUGUACGACCGUUCUAGGAAUCAACAAGCCAUAUCUGCUUUCUUAGACAGCCACAAUGAUAUUCAAGAGGAGGCCGAGGACGAGGUGUUCGAUGCAGCACACCCGGGGCUGGAGCGCCGCGACUCGGUGGAUCUUCGCAGUCUCAACCUUAGCGAGGAAGACGAGGCUCGCUUGAUGUCGUGCUUAGAUGAGCUUCGAAAUGUUCUAGGUGACAGCAUACCUGAUAAUACCCUCAUACAAUCUGUACUCAAUCACAAGUUCGAUUUCAAUAAAGCUUUAGAUGAAAUACUCAACAAUAAGCAGAGUAAAGACUGCGAUCGACCAAAAGAAGAACCCGCGAAGCAAAUACCGACUGUUCUUAUUGACGCAGCAAAAGACAUAGUAUCAACAGCACAGAAAGCUCCUAAAGUGAUUGCAACUAAUUUAGAACCUAAAGCCAUAGGUGUUGUUAAAGGAUUUAAGGUCUCAUCUAAGGAUGGAAGUUCAAGCAGUUCCCAGUCCCCGAGAGAUCAGUCACCAAUACCUGAGAGAGUGGCCACUCCAAAGUUGGACGAUGAGUACAAAACUCCCAAUAUUAAAGUAAAGGAAAACAAAAUUGAUCCAAAUAAGCAGUACACAGAAGAACGUGGCUCUGACAAAGAUCAUCUGUACAUUGUAGUGAUAGGCCAUGUUGAUGCUGGCAAGUCAACACUCAUGGGGCGCUUGCUUUGUGAUCUGGGUGAGGUGAGCCAGAGGACAUUGCACAAGUAUGAACAAGAAAGCAAGAAGAUUGGCAAACAAAGUUUCAUGUAUGCUUGGGUUUUGGAUGAAACCGGAGAAGAGAGAGUUAGGGGGAUCACCAUGGAUGUUGGAAGAGCACAGUUUGAGACAAAAACAAAGAAAGUCAUUAUCCUUGAUGCCCCUGGGCAUGCUGAUUUUAUCCCAAACAUGAUAACUGGAGCGGGCCAGGCAGAUGUAGCCUUGUUGGUGGUGGAUGCUACUAGAGGUGAGUUUGAAUCGGGAUUUGAACUCGGUGGUCAGACAAGGGAACAUGCGCUUCUUGUCCGUUCCCUUGGAGUCAAUCAACUGGCUGUUGCUGUGAACAAAUUAGAUACCACAAACUGGUCUCAAGAGAGGUUCAAUGAAAUCACCAAAAAGCUCAAAGCAUUUUUGAAACAAGCUGGAUAUAAGGAUUCUGAUGUCACAUUUGUGCCUUGCUCUGGAUUAACAGGAGAGAACCUAAUUAAGCCAGCAACUGAACCUGAACUGGUAAAGUGGUACAAUGGGCCUUACCUUCUAGAUGUAGUUGACAAAUUUAAUGUGCCAGAAAGGCCAGUGUCAAAGCCUCUGAGGAUGUCCAUCAAUGACGUUUUUAAAGGCACUGGCUCCGGAUUUUGUGUUGCUGGGCGUAUUGAGAAUGGAGUACUCAAUAAAGGAGACAAGGUGUUAGUAUGUCCAAUGAAGGAAAUGGCAGAAGUUCGUGGUAUAAGCAUCAAUGAAAUGUCCAGUAAUGUGGCUUUUGCUGGAGACCAAGUGAGUGUAACAUUAUCAGGAGUGGACAUGCAAAAUAUAUCAGUUGGAUUUAUUCUUAGUGACCCCAUUCAGCCAGUACCAGUAACAUCGCGAUUUGAAGCUAGACUUGUGGUAUUUAAUGUAAAGGUUCCUAUUACAAAGGGUUAUCCAGUUUUGAUACACCAUCAAUCCUUAGUAGAGUCUGCAAACAUAGUCAAAUUGAAGGCAUUGCUAAAUAAGAGCACUGGAGAGCUGCUGAAGAAAAAACCUAGAUGUUUAGGGAAUAACUCUGUAGCUGUCGUAGAUAUCGAAGUUUGUCGACCGAUAUGUGUAGAGCGUUACAAAGACGUGAAAGAACUUGGACGAGUAAUGUUGAGAGUUUCUGGAGUUACGAUUGCAGCUGGACUUGUUACUGAUAUUUACAACUCUUGAAACAAUUAAGGUUAGACUGUGCUGUGAUAUCAAAAUAUCAAAUUAUAAGCCCUAAUAAAGUUGCCUUGCUGUAAGACAACUGCACAAUGCUAAUGCUAUCUAAUGAAAAUACUUAAUGUAGGUGUCAUGCUAUUAACAGAUUUAUUAUAAUCGUCAAUUUAUUUAUAACAAAUAAAAGUUCUUAUCACAGUUA
Ostrinia furnacalis (Asian corn borer) is the source of this 2353-nucleotide messenger RNA. It is a transcript of the gene HBS1, whose product is annotated as translation elongation factor EF-1alpha (GTPase) HBS1. The record is from RefSeq and is a predicted model, not a curated record. The transcript has a single exon. Gene Ontology annotation, molecular function: GTPase activity; GTP binding. The coding region runs from base 118 to 2160 and encodes 680 amino acids. Lineage: Eukaryota; Metazoa; Arthropoda; Insecta; Lepidoptera; Crambidae.